Hymenoscyphus albidus is the source of this 1123-nucleotide messenger RNA. Lineage: Eukaryota; Fungi; Ascomycota; Leotiomycetes; Helotiales; Helotiaceae. The record is from the annotation of a GenBank genome assembly.
AUGACAGAUCAUUUGACAAAGAAUGGAGGCGAUGUGUGGUACAGAAAUCCAACACCCAAUACUCUGGGUGAGUCGCCAAUCUAUCGAGAAAGUGACUCGACCUUGCAUUGGAUCGAUAUACUCGCAAAACCCUGUACGGUCCAUAUUCUCAAAAUAGAUCCCACCACCGGUGAUGCUAUUGGCUCUGCCCGCGUCCUCGAGGUCCCAUUAGAUUCAAUCCAUGCACUUUACUUUCGUCGAGAUGUGAAGGGAAGUUACAUUGUUGCGUAUCGCCAAGGGAUUGCGUUUCUGGACGAGCAGACGGGAGCAAUAGAGGUUGUGAAGAAGCUUAUUGGGGACGAGGAACAGGGGAUGAAUUCCAACGAUGCUGGGGUUGAUCCCCAAGGAAGAUUUUGGUUGGGAGAUGUGGAUGCUUCUGCUUUCAUGAAAGGAACUGAGCCGAGGGGAAAGUUAUGGAGGUACGACCCAGAUGGAAGUUGCACAGUCAUGGACACGGGAGUCAUAUGUGGUAACGGAAUUGGCUGGAGCCCGGAUAGCAAAUAUAGUGAGUUUCUGGACUAGUUUCUCACAAAGAAAACGAUAUUGAUAUUUUGAACAGUGUAUUUCAAUGAUACUGGACCUAAAGUUGUUUGGAGAUAUGACUUUGACGGCAAAACGGGAGAUAUCUCCAACAAAACGAAACUCAUUGAGGGGACAGAUUUUCCACAAGGGGGCGGCAACGAUGGAAUGGUCAUAGAGUAAGCACAACGCCCUCAAUUGUACCCCCUCCUCUGAGACAUACAUAACAUUGAUACGUGAAUAGCGAGACCGGUAACCUCUGGAUUGCCAUGUGGGGGAUGAAUGAGGUUAGAGUGUAUUCGCCGGAAGGGAAGCUGUUGCAGUCCAUCCAAUUCCCAGCGAAAUGUAUGACAUGUACUACGUGGGGGGGUAAAGACAACGACAUACUCUUCGUGACAUCUGCUAUUCCGUUCACCGGCCCCGAAGCAGGAGAUGAAGGCGGUCAUGUUUUUCGAUACAAACCAGGUGUGAAGGGGCUGCCCAAGUACAGUUUCGCCGGAUAAGGGGGAAAUUGGUGCAGGUCCAGUGUCUAAGAUUGUUCCCAUCUUUCACAUUGAUGUCGAGU